UGAUGCGCCUCUGGCGCUUGGAAGGGAGAGGGGGAAGGAAAGAAACCGACGGUAACUAUGGAAACGGGGCCUAGUUCCUCUCCGGAGACCCUGGAAUCAAGGCCCCAAAGCCUUGCGUGGCCGGGAGCGCGGGGUUUUUUCCCGGCUGGGCUCUGGAGCGGGGAGGGAGCCGGAGCAUCCUUGUGAGGUUCGGCUUGCUCCGGUGGAAGCCCGAGAAAAUCGGGGUCCCUUCUUGGUCUCCCGGCAGCACCCCCGAUCAUGCCACCUGGGAAGGUGGGCAGCAAGGACGUCUUGGUGUUGCAGUGUGAAUGGGACGCGUGCAGCUUUGUGGCCUCAAAGAUGGAGGAGUUCUGCGAACACGUGUCGAAGCACUUGCAGCAGCAUCUCCGUGGCAAAGACGAGGAGGAGGAAGAAGAGGAGGUGGAUUCUCUUGAAGAAUACACCUGCCUCUGGCAGGAAUGUGGGUUCUGUUCUCCCGAGAGCCCUGCGGAGCUGGUCCGCCAUGUUUACUUCCACUGCUACCACACCAAACUGAAGCAGUGGGGGCUGCAUGCUUUACAGAGUCAGUCGGACCUGGCCCCUUGUCAGCUGGACUUCCAGAGUCGCAACAUCAUCCCUGAGAUCCAGGAGAGCUUCCUCUGCCUCUGGGAGUAUUGUGAGCGAGCUUUUGACAACCCUGAGUGGUUCUACAGGCACGUUGAGGACCACAGUUUCUGCACAGAGUACAAGGCCAUUGGGAAAGAGAACCACAUGGUCUUCUGUGGCUGGAAAGAUUGUGAUUGCACCUUCAAGGGCCGGUGUAAGUUGCGUGAACACUUGCGCAGCCACACGCAGGAGAAGGUCGUGGCUUGUCCCACGUGCGGCGGGAUGUUCUCCAACAACACCAAGUUCUUUGACCACAUCCGCAGGCAGACAGCUUUAGAACAACAGCGAUUUCAGUGCUCCCACUGCUCCAAAAGAUUCGCCACGGAGAGGUUGUUACGGGAUCAUAUGAGAAACCACGUCAACCACUACAAGUGCCCGCUGUGUGACAUGACCUGCCCUCUGCCCUCGUCUCUGCGCAAUCACAUCCGUUUCCGGCACAGCGAGGAACGGCCCUUUAAGUGCAGCUACUGUGACCACAGCUGUAAGAAUCUUAUUGAUCUGCGGAAACAUUUGGAUACACAUAGCAAAGAACCCGCUUACCGGUGUGAGUUUGAGGCCUGCAACUUCAGCGCCCGGUCCCUCUGCUCCAUCAAACUGCACUACAAGAAAGUCCACGAGGGUGACUCCGAGCCUCGGUACAAAUGUCACGUCUGUGACAAGUGCUUCACGCGUGGGAACAAUCUCACUGUGCACCUUAGGAAAAAGCACCAAUUCAAGUGGCCUUCAGGCCAUCCCCGCUUCAGGUACAAGGAGCACGAGGACGGCUACAUGCGGCUCCAACUGGUCCGCUAUGAAAGCGUGGAGUUGACGGAGCAGCUGCUGAAAGACCGGGAGAAGCAGGGCGAGGUGUUGGACGACACUGGCCAGUGCGUGGUGCUGGCGGGAGCCGAGAGCAGCCUGCAGGGCAUCAUCCUGGAGCCGCCCGCAGAGGAGACCCCUGACCCUGACCGGCAGGCUGCCACGUCUCCCCAGGGCUCGGCUCAGCCAUGUACAGACCAAGAACUCAGUGCCCCAUCCAGCCCCAUCAUCCGCGUGGUGAGCAGGACCAAUGAACACGGGGAGAGCGAGACGGUCUACUAUGUCAUGGCCAACGCGCCGUCUGAGAAUCGGGGGGCUGUGCCGAGCGGGUUUGCCGCCGAGUCGGAGGAGACUGUGAUGGACCGGCUCCAGAAAACGGCAGAGGAGCUGGGCAUUCAAAUUGUAUGAGGCUCCUGCUCCUGGAGGGCACUCCAGGCUUUCCCCCCACCCUGCCCCAAGUCCCAGGUGGCUGGUCUGGAAGAGCCCAUGCCUCCGUUGGGCUCCCUGCCUCUCUUCAAGGACACGUCAUGAAACCUGAAGGCCUGGCCAAGGCAGGAGGAGACGGCGGUGCCACAAAACAGCACUCCAGGGACCCCCGUUUCAGUUGCCCUUUUCUUUCUGUGCCAUCAUGGGCUGCCCCUUCUGCAGCCGUGUAUGAGCUGUGGUUUCGUGGUGGGUGGUCUUGUAAGGGGGAGCGUGACCCUCAAGCUUCUAGAAGGGACACCUGGAGGGCAGGGAUUAGUUCACCAGUGGGGGGGGGGAGGAUCCUGUUACAUCCCUUGGGCCACGGAGUCCGUCCUGGGAAUUGUCCCACCUUUUUUUGUCUGUCCUUCAGGAGAAUGACAAGACCAGAGUUUCCCCCACUUCUUCUGUUGUGGUCACCUGCUUUCUCUUUAGCCAGGCUCUUGCUGCCACCGUGUGUCCCCAUCCUUGCAAUGAAAUGUCAUCCAGUUUCUCUGAGCUUCCACCUUGCAGAAGGUCUGGCCGAUGUAAUAACAGGGCAGGCCACUGGGACAGGGCUUGUCUGUGGUUUCCACGAAGAACCCCUGCCUGCCCCCCACGUAUGACAUUAUCGUGCCGGCAGGAUCUUCUGCUUGGUAGGAUCCUCGUCAGCUUCUUCCAGACCUCUCUGCAUUCAAGCGUUCCAAGAGGGUUGCAGCUGCGAUGAUCCUCGUCACUCGUUUCCCCCAGGCAAAGAGCUUGGGGCUUUGAAAGCCUGCCGUUUCCCAUUGCCGCUGCACCAUGUCUUGCUUGCCACCUUGUCUUUACCAGGAUGUCUUUGGCACGUGCUGUCUUUAAGCCACCAGAGCUUCAUGAGUUGGCUUGAAGUCGGUGAGUUUUGUGGACUGAACCGCCUCUGCCCUGUGAUCGAAGCUGCGCAGGACGGAGCGCCCAGAAAUGGCUCCCACCGCCAUGAAGUGGCAGAGCAAAUAGCGGCAUGUCUGUGGUACCGAUGAGGAUUAUUCUGGCCGAGGGGCACUUCCCCCACAUUGGGGUUCCAGCUCCCGAGUUGCAAAGUUUGCAUUAAGACAAUAAUAGGGUAAUAAACAUAUUGAUAAUUUUAAAAAGCACAACCACAUCUGUGUGUCCUUGUCUGAAGUGGCUUGCCAUCUGCCCAGGCGAUCAAAUCUCUUUUGCAAAGAUUUAGGAUUAGAUUUGGUGGCCACCCUUGGUGUCCGGUGAGCCACCGUACUGGUGCCGGGAAGGAGGAUCUUCUGUUUGAAUGCCUGUUCUGGAAGUGGGUGAGGAUUCCCUUCCUCCACUGCGUGUGCCUUGGUUUGCUUC
This is a messenger RNA of Pogona vitticeps (central bearded dragon), 3228 nucleotides long. The record is from RefSeq and is a predicted model, not a curated record. Lineage: Eukaryota; Metazoa; Chordata; Lepidosauria; Squamata; Agamidae.